Molecule: messenger RNA, 1038 nt
Organism: Cyanidioschyzon merolae strain 10D
Lineage: Eukaryota; Rhodophyta; Bangiophyceae; Cyanidiales; Cyanidiaceae
Product: similar to mitochondrial carrier protein
Exons: 1
Coding region: 1-1038 (345 amino acids)
Source: RefSeq, a predicted model, not a curated record
AUGUCAGCGUCUGGGGAACCGGUGACGUUACCCGAUUCCUCAGCAGCGAGGAUGUCGCCGCCCUCGACAGCGCACGAACCGGCUAUUACCGACCUGUGCAGUUGGUCAGCCGUAGCUGGCGUUCUGGCGCGAACCGCUGUGCAACCUCUGGAUACCAUUCGGGCGCGCGUGAUGGUCUCCAGUAAGCCGCUCUCGAUCUGGGAGACGUUGCAGCGAGCGGGCACCGAGUCGUGUGCCCGGUACCACCGUCGCCUGGGCCGCUUUGGGGCUUUUGUUCGUUCGCUCUACCGCGGCUACACAAUUAGCGUGCUGGUGCAGGCACCAGCAGUGGCAACUUACCUUACAGUAUACGAAAAAACCAAGUUCGCACUUGCCGAGUUCGAGGCAGCGAGUCGCACAUCGCCGCAUCGACGACCGCUCAUAGAUCUAUCCGCCAGCAGCCCCUGGAAUCACCUCUGCUCGGGGCUGGCGGCAGAGACUGUGAGCGCUGUUUUCUGGACACCAAUGGAAGUGAUGAAACAACGCGCUCAAGUAGCGACUUGUGAUGCGGAUGCGACUUUACGAACAUUAGCGCGCCGUCUCUGGACAGAGGAAGGUGCACGUGCCCUUUUUCGCGGGUACCUGCUCACCAUCGGUGUGUUCGGCCCAUACGCGAUGCUUUACUUUGUAACCUAUGAACGGCUAAAGCGGUGGUGGUCGCGAUUUCUCACGAAAUCCGAGUCACUGCCAUCGUGGAGCAUCCUUGCGAGCGCUGCGGCGAGCGGAGCAGUCGCCGCUGCCUGUACCACACCGCUCGACGUCCUGAAGACCCGGUUGCAGACGACGCGGUUGGCCGCAGGAGAACGCCUCAGUCUCUGGCGAAUGGCGAGCGCACUCGUUCGAGAACAGGGUUACCAAGCGCUGCUCCGAGGUCUGGGUCCGCGAGUUCUAUGGAUCGUACCGAACACCGCCAUAACCAUGACGGCUUUUGAGUACUUCAAAGCCCAGGCCAGCUCCCGCACGGUUUCCACUGCAUCACUGGAAGGGGUCGCGUCGUGA